Molecule: messenger RNA, 4611 nt
Organism: Rotaria sp. Silwood1
Lineage: Eukaryota; Metazoa; Rotifera; Eurotatoria; Philodinida; Philodinidae
Source: the annotation of a GenBank genome assembly
AUGGCGGGUCCCACCGGUGGGACCCAUCGUGGUGAAUGGGUUAAUUAUCCUGAUCGUUCGAACGUACAUCCUGUAAUUUAUCGUCCAGCAGAUUUUAUAAUGGCAGAAAAAACAAUUGCAACACUUUUAAGCAAAACUUUAGAACAAACACCUAAAUAUGCGGGUAAACCUGAUCAAAAUGCUGAUGAAUGGCUAAAUGAUCUUUUUGCAACAUGUCGUAUGGCUGAUAUAACUGAAGCACAUGCAUUAAAAAUAAUACCUACAUUUUUGGAAGGACAUGCUAAACAAUGGUAUUCGGACAACAAGGAAAUAUUUAAAACUUGGACUGUAUUUAAAACUGAAUUUAUUCGAACCUAUUCUUCACCAACAACAAAACAAUUAGCGUCAAAUCGUUUACGAACUCGUUUACAACACUACGAUGAACCUGUUAUUGAAUAUUAUACUGAUAUUAUGAAAUUAUGCAAGUUAGUUGAUCAUAGUAUGACUGAUGCAUCAAAACUUGAUCACCCAUAUCACGGUUUAAAACAUUCAUUAAUGAAGGAAGUUUUACGUCAAAAUCCACCAACACCAUCAGACUUUUUAGAACAUGCACGCCGAGAAGAAACAUUGGAUCGUCUUGUUACUAUGUCUGUUCAUCAUACCAAUGAUAUCAUUGAUACCAAUACACCUUAUAAUGCACCACUUCAUCCUGCACAAACAGCAACAUCCAUAUGGUACCACACUUCUCCGAACACGUCUUAUGCUGGGCACCCGCCACAAGCAACUCAGUAUCAAUCAUCAUAUCCUUCAAAUUAUCAGCAAUCAUCACCACACAAUAAUCCUUAUAUUUCAAACAUAUCGUUUAAUGAUUCAUAUCGUCAUCGCCGUUCUGUACAAUUAAGGGAGUCAAAUGAUGGUAGUGACUCCCACCCCUCACAGCCAUCGUUAUCUUAUUCAUCCACAACUCCUGUCUAUUCAUCACCAAAAUUCACAACAUAUUAUCGCCAAAACUCGUCUUAUUAUUCUUCUACUCGUAAACCUCAACCAAUUACUUAUUAUUUCAAACAACGUCAAGUUCAAUCUAUCGGAAAACAACGUAUCGUCAAUAAACAUACUAUCACAACUAAUCCUUCAUUAAUUUUUAUUAACACUCUUAUCAAUGGCAAACCCAUACGAGCCAUGAUCGAUACGGGCGCUUCUCAUUCAUUUAUUACACAACGUGCAUUACGUACACUAUCCUAUUUCCGAUUACCAUCAUGUGAACGUGCAGCACAAUUAGGUGAUGGUCAAACAACACUUAAAAUAGUUGGUGAAGUUCAGCUGUUCCUACAAUUUGAUCAAAUUUUUACACCUGUAACUGCUCUCGUCACUCAAACCAUGAAUACUGAUUUUAUACUUGGUGGUGAUUGGUGUACACAAAAUAAAGUAAAAAUUGAUUAUGCCAAGAGUCAAGUAUCACUGUGUACAAAACUUGGUCGUAUUUUUAUCUCGCAUGAUAAACACAUCGAUUAUUUAAGUUUAGAGGUCAAAUCAAUCAACGUAAUUCAUAUACCACCACGUGAAUCUUGUGCUGUUCAAGCCAAAGUUGAAUUAUCAUCAGUUAAUACUGUAUAUUUUUCUCCUGCUGACACUACAUUACUUGAAAGAUCUGUUAUAAUGUCACCAGCCUUAUUACACGUAAACAACUACACAACCUACUUGAAGAUAUACAACCCUCAUGAUACUACAUGUACAUUACCAAUGAAUACUCGUUUAGGCCAAAUUACUCAUACACCACAUAAACUUCAAUCGUGUGUAGUAUUUGAUCCAUCUCGUUGUUCGUCAUCAUGGUCGGCCCAACAUCAUGUCAUUAAUACAAUCGAACUUAAACAACCGUCAUCUAACACCUGUAAAAUAAUUGAUAAACUGCUGGAUCAUGUUACCAAUUGUCAGGACAAACACCAACUACGUCACAUACUUGAACAACACAUUAAAAUCUUUGAUAUUUCAAAUGUUACACAAGCAAAUACAUCUGUUCAACACAUUAUUAACACCGGUGAUAGUCUUCCGAUCAGUUCAAGACCAUAUCCAAGAACCAUCCAACAACGACGUGAACUUCAAGCCGAAAUUCAAAAAAUGUUGCAAGCUAACCAAAUUCGUCCAUCCGUUUCACCAUGGUCAUCUCCAGUCAUUAUUCACAAAAAAAAAGAUGGUGGUAUUCGUUUUUUGGUGGAUUAUAGAAAAUUGAAUUCAGUCACAAAAAAAGAUUCUUUUCCUCAACCAACAACUGAAGAACUACUACAUCGCUUAGGUGGUCAUUGUUUUUAUUCAAAAUUAGAUCUUAAAUCCGGUUAUUUCCAAAUACCGAUACACGAAGCUGAUAAAGAAAAAACAGCAUUUAUUACACAAGAUGGAUUAUGGGAAUUUAAUGUACUUCCACAAGGCAUUAUGAAUGGACCACCAACUUUUCAAAGAACCAUGCACAAUCUUCUUGGUUAUGGACGAUGGGAUUAUGUCAUGGCAUAUUUAGACGACAUACUUAUUUUUUCACGUACUUUUGAUGAACAUGUUAAACAUUUAACUGAAAUUUUAUCUAUAUUAGCUGAAGUCAACUUUCAAGUCAAUCCUGAUAAAUGUUUUAUUGCUGUUAACGAAAUAGAUUUUUUGGGUCAUACAAUCAAUGAACACAGUAUAAAACCUAAUGGCGAAAAAAUUAAAGCUAUUGUUCAUUUACCAUCUCCUAAAACCCUUAAAGAAGCAAAUGAAUUUUUAGGCAAAAUUAACUGGUAUCGUAAAUUCAUUCCUAAUUUCGCUCGUAUAGCUGCACCACUGCAUAAAGUAACCAACAAAACAAAACAUCGUCGACAUGAAUUUAGAUGGGGACCUGAACAACAACAAUCUUUUGACGAAUUUAAACAUAUACUAACAACAUCUCCUUUAUUUUUAGAAUAUCCAGAUUUGUCAACUCCAUUUACAUUAACAACUGAUGCAUCAGAUAUUGGUAUUGGUGGAAUUUUAAGACAAGAUACACCAGCUGGAACCAAGAUCAAUUAUUUUAAAUCUCGUCUCUUAAAUGAUACUGAACGUAAAUAUGAUACAUUUGAAAAAGAAGCAUUAGCUAUUUAUUGGUGCAUUACCGACCUUCGAUCUUAUAUAGGUGACUCUAAUUUUAUUGUCGAAACAGAUCAUCGACCACUUGAAAAUUUCCACCUUAAACAAAUCAAUAAUAAACGUGUUAUGAAUUGGACUUUUAAAUUACAAGAUAUAUUACCACAAAUUAUUGCAGUCAAAUAUUGUAAAGGUGCAAACAAUACAGCUGCAGAUUAUAUUUCACGGCAUCUUCCUUCAUCAACAUCUGUUGAUACCACACCACCUGGUCCAACUGAUACACCUCAUUCUCAUAUGUGCGAUAAUGCUGAACUUAAUGCUGUUACAACGAGAGCACAAGCCACACUUCUUGCUGAACCACAUUCAUCAACACCAAUAGCACCUGAAUCUACUCGUCCUUCUCCAUCAACAAGUAAUCAAUCAUAUGAUUUUAGUUUAUCACGUAUACGUACUGAACAAAACACUGAUUUAAAUAUUCAAAAUAUAUUACAACAAAUUCGAAAUGAACGUCGCUAUUCAUCGUUUCUUAUUCAAGAUGAUAUUCUUUAUAAAUUAGUUCGUCGAGAUAAUACAGUACUUAAACUUAUCUAUACACCUGCAACUUUAAUUCCGGACCUGUUAACUGCUUAUCAUGAUCACCCGUUAAGUAGUCAUUUCGGUAUUGCUCGCACUUGGUCACAAUUACGAAACACAUAUUAUUGGCCUCGUAUGAAAGAAACCAUCAUAUCGUAUAUUCAAUCAUGUGAUAAAUGUUCAAAAUUUAAUGUGAAUCGUCGUAAACCACCAGGACUUUUACAACCUAUUCAACCACCUAACGAUGUUUUUCAAAUUUUAGGCAUGGAUUGGUGGGGACCCACAACUGCUUCACUUGAUGGAAAUCGAUACGUUUUGGUCAUCACUGAUCGAUUAUCUGGCUAUGUUUUUGCUAAAGCGUCACCUACAAACACUGCACAAGAUACUGCUCGUAUUCUCAUGGAAGAAAUAAUUUUAGUCCAUGGUCCUCCCGAUAUGCUGAUUACUGAUCAAGGUACACACUUCAAUAAUGAAUUAAUGAAUGCUAUAUCGAAUUUGGUUGGCUACAAACACGUUUUCUCGACACCAUAUCAUCCACAAACCAAUGGACAAACCGAACGCUGGAACGCAACAUUCGCUACGCACAUGGCUAAAUUUUGUAAUAUAGAACACAACAAUUGGGACACCUUUCUGCCGUCUAUCGUUUUUGCCUAUAAUCAUGGUGUGUAUAGCUCAACUGGAUUUACACCUUAUCAACUUGCAUUUGGACGACAACCGCUACUUAUCGUUUUUGUUUUUUAUGCUUAUAAACGGUGCCGCACAAUACUGAAACUGGCUGAACAACAAGAACACGCUUCACAACGUGCUCCCACACACGUCUCUUCCAUGACGCCCGCUUAUCCACCACCCUAUGCUCAUAUACCUAAUUCGUCAGUACAUCAACCAUUACAACAAUACACAUCGGUAUUAUUUUCACCAACCUGUGAACCAACAACAUCUCCACUCGCUCCACCAACUUCAAUCGUAUCAUAA